Messenger RNA from Triticum dicoccoides, 530 nucleotides. RefSeq lists its product as uncharacterized. Lineage: Eukaryota; Viridiplantae; Streptophyta; Magnoliopsida; Poales; Poaceae. The coding region runs from base 67 to 291 and encodes 74 amino acids. The transcript has 2 exons. The record is from RefSeq and is a predicted model, not a curated record.
CUCCAUACACCACCAGCAGCUAACGCCGAGCACUCCGUCUCAGCAUCUCACCAACCAGCCGAAGCGAUGGCCUCCAGCGUGGCGGCGAUGCUGAAGAACAAGAUGCUCGUCGCCUGCGUCAUGCUCCUCGCGGUCCUGCUGAUGGCGACGCAGAUGGCGGCGGCGGCGGCGGGCGACGACGGCGCGGCACGCCGUCGCCUGCUCGAUGCGUGCCAGUACAGAAACUGCAACUGCCGCACAUGCUACAUUUUCCACUGGGCCUGUUGCGGCUUGUGCUGCCCGCCGGCGUAGGGGACGGCGGCACCCACGGGCCGCUGCAGUUUCUCACCUGCAGAGGUUUGAAUAAUGCACAUGUACGUGGUCACGUUACACGUGGCUGCUGUUGUCUGUCCCAAUGCUAGUCGUGGUCGUCGUCGUCGUUGUCAGUGGUUCUGAUGACGCGCGCUCUUUGCAAUUUACUGUCAAGUUCUGCGUGUGCGCGACUGUGCAUGCAAUGCACGCUUAAGUGAAUGGGAAUGCUACUUCAUCUA